Molecule: messenger RNA, 2327 nt
Organism: Spinacia oleracea (spinach)
Lineage: Eukaryota; Viridiplantae; Streptophyta; Magnoliopsida; Caryophyllales; Amaranthaceae
Product: GATA transcription factor 5
Exons: 2
Coding region: 409-1941 (510 amino acids)
Biological process (GO): cell differentiation; regulation of DNA-templated transcription
Cellular component (GO): nucleus
Molecular function (GO): sequence-specific DNA binding; zinc ion binding
Source: RefSeq, a predicted model, not a curated record
AUGUGUCAAUUAAUUUGGGAUUGAGAAAAUACGAUACAUCAGAGUGACAUAGUCCAUAAAAGUUAGUUAUAAGCAAGCCGUGAGCAGAUUCUGAACAAAAGUUUUAAUUUUUUUAUUUUGAGAGGAAGAAUCGGACCAGAUUUGUGAUGCUGCAAAUUAGGAAUAUCACUUUUACCCCCACCCAAAAUUGUCCAGAUAAAUGAUUUACUUCCUAAAUUAUCCAAAUCUUGUGCUUUCAUUCCCUAAACAGCUGAACCCAUGAAGUAAAUAACCAAAUUAUUUAAGGAGCAAUCCAAAAUCCUUCUCUAAUCUUGCAACAACCCAAUAUAUCUCUCAGUUUCUACUAGAAAAAUCAAGAUGUGAUCAUUUUGCAUUUGAUUUUAUUAUAUCAAAGUUUUCAUUUUUAAUAUGGCCGCUUCUGGAAAAAAGGUUCUUGCAAUGUCUGGCAAUGGUGAAAAUGGGGAUGAUCCAAUAUCAAAUACCCAUUUUUCAUUUGGUCAAUUGUUAGACUUGGGUGUUAUUAAUCAAUAUGGGCAGUUGCUUGGUGAAUAUAGCAGAUUGGAUGAAGAACUCUGGCUUUCGAAACCCGAGCCUGAUGAUGUAGUGGAUAAUCUGGAUAGAAGCGAUGAUGGGGUUAAUCAUUUUGCAACUUCUCCUUCAGAAUUUGUAGACAAGACUGUCUGUGAUGGAGGUAUGGCAACUGUGAAAGAAAAGUUGACCUCCUUGAAGGAUUGUUCUCAGAAUCUGUCAAGCCCAAUUUCAGUUUUCCAAACGAAGAGCUCAUACUCAGAUGACAUAACUACAAUAUGUUCUCAAAGCAAAUGCCUUCCACCCACUAAACACAAAUUUUCAGGAAGCCUUCAGUUUUUGGGCACCACUAUGUCUACUAGAGAGCAACGGUGUGGGCUUCAAUCUGAAUCAGAGUACUCUAUGGAGUCCUUAUCAGAUGAAAAUGAAGAGUCUAUUCCAUCCAAAUCGGUACGGACUAGGAAAAUUAGUGAUUUACUUGACUUGGAUUAUGACCCCGCAAUCAAGAAAUGCAUGCAUUGCGAAACAACAGAUACCCCGCAGUGGAGAACAGGGCCCUUAGGACGAGGAACCCUCUGUAAUGCGUGUGGAGUUCAGUAUAAACAGGGUAGGCUUUUUAGCGUCUACCGUCCUUUAAGGAGUCCGGCAUUUGAUCCUUCUUUACACUCCAAUUUGCCCAAGAAAGUCCACGAGAUGAGAAAAGGUAGCUCAAAUGAAGGGGAUCCAAAUCCUCCUACUCCUAAACCCAAAAAAAAGAAAGUUGAGGAAAUGAGGAUGAGUAACAAAAGUGAGAGGGAUCCAAGCCCGACUCCUAAACCCAAGAAAGUUGUGCCUACUCCUGAACUCAAGAAAGUUGAGGAGAUGAGGAUGGGUAACUAUAGUGAGAUGGCUCGGAACCUUUCUUUUGAACAAAGAAAAGCCGAGGAGAUGAAGAAGGGUAACAAUAGUGACAUGGCCCGGGACCUUUCUUUUGAACAAAGAAAAGCCGAGGAGAUGAUCUUGGGGAACGAGAAUGAAAGAUAUCAGAACCGUGCCCAUAGAGCAAAGAAAUUUGAGGAGAUGAGAGAGAAGGCUAGCAAUGUAGUUCAAUCAGAUUCUAGAAAGAGGAACCGGGAGUUUGAUUCUUAUCCGACUGUAAAACGCAAACUAGCGAGAAAAGUGGCCAAGAAGUGCCUACAUUGUGAAUCAACAGAGACCCCGCAAUGGAGGGAAGGGCCCAUGGGACGAAAGACACUUUGCAAUGCAUGUGGCGUCCAAUACAAAGCUGGUAGACUAUUUCCUGAGUACCGUCCUUUAAAAAGUCCUACUUAUAAUCCGUCUUUGCACUCCCAUUUACCCAAGAAGGUCCUAAAGAUGAGAAUGAGCAGUUCUGAGAAUUGUGCAACUUCUGGCAACCAUGAAAAGCCAGCUUGAGUUUAACUUCUUAAGCAAUUUUCUCGCAGAAUGUAUAUGGUACUGUUCGCCUCUGCUAGUUCCCCGCAACUCACAGCUUCUUGUGCUCAGUAUCCCCCUUUCUCUGUUUUUAUGUACACAUUACAAUAUGAUAGCUGGAUAGGAAUGCCUGUUAGCCGCUAAAAAUAGCUCAAGUUUGCGGGUUGAGCUGGCUAAUUACAAGGGAAGAAAUAGAGUAAAGAGUCAUUGAAUACUCUGAACCACAUGUUAUCUUUUUGGAUUUUCAUAGCUGGUGUCCCUUUUAGAAUCUGUCUCCUAGUUAUUUCAUUCUAUGUAUAGUGUAAUCUUAAAGCAGGUAGUAUUGAUUUCUUUGGUACAAUAUGAUUAUGUGAAGCAGUUAAUUUUGA